UGUACAUGUAGUUGCUUGUACGGUAAUGUCAUAAAUUAAUCGCCGAUACCGUUCUUCCAUGCAUAGAGUAAGGAAAUAAUUCCCUCUGGUCCUCUCAGUGGGAAUGAGUUCUAUCCGGAUUCGCAGGAUGUCUCGGCCUGUAGUGGCUCUGGUCUUGACAAUUAGUUGUGUUUGCUGGACAUUUUUAGUCGGAUUCCUGUUCAGUCAGACCUCCACCACAACGUUAUUGUACCACCGGGCCCGUGCAUCCGAAGUCACUCGUCCGUGGAAUGUGACCGUGCUAAGCAGGGUUUCCCCUUGUCGGCCCCAGCACCGCAUCGUGUACAUCAAGACCCACAAGACCGGCAGUUCAACCGUCACCAACAUCCUCGAGCGGUACGGCUACCUGCGAGGUCUCAACUUUGCCUUGCCUAAAGCGCUGUCCUUCUCCGCAACGAAGAAGUUUGACCCUUCACAAGUCUACCUAAACUAUCUGAAGGAUGGAAACGGUAGUUCCAUUUGGCCGGCACUCGGAGGGUUUCACCUCGUUGUCAACCACCUCAGAUAUAAUCGCAAGGAACUGGAGGCGACCAUACCCAAUGCUGUCUACGUCACAAUUAUAAGGGAGCCCGCCUCCCAGUUCUUAUCGGCCAUGUGCUACUACAAACUCGGUUCCCAGGGGAAGGCCAAAUCAAUGGCGGAUACCUUGGACAUCGCCUUGGCCGAUCCGGAGAAGUACCUCAACGUGUUUGCGAGAAACGGGCACGCCUACGAUCUCGGUAUGGAUCCCGCGUCCUUCUCUGAUCCCGUCGCGGUGAACAAGACCAUCGAGUCGCUGAGUCGGGAACUCGAUCUGGUGAUGAUCACCGAGUACUUUGACGAGUCUCUGAUUCUGCUGAAGAAACUCCUGUGCUGUGAUUUCGAGGACAUCCUGUACAUAGCAAAAGGAGUCGGCAAAGGCUGCGCUUCCAGAAACAUUACUUCGGACGCCAGAGAGAAGAUCCGGAGACUGAACCACGUGGACGUGAAGUUGUACCAACAUUUCAAUAGGACGUUCUGGGACAAAGUCAGAGAUUACGGCCCUACCUUCCAGCAAGACUUGCGGUCGUUUCGGGAAAUCAAGGAGGCCAACACGGAAAUGUGUUUGACAGGCGCAAGUGAACGCAUUGACGGACACAGUGCGGUCGUUCUUCGGGUUGGGAAAAAUGCCUCCGAGAAAUGUAACAAUUUAUUUCGAGAAGAUGUUCAAUGGGUGUCGAUACUUAAAAGGUACAUGCAGAACAAAAGUUCUACUUUUGUUAAAGGAAUAGACAAGCGUCAUUAACUUUCUUUUUCGCUUGUUUUCAAAAUACUUGUUUUACAGUCAAGAAAAAUGAAUAAUUAGAUUGUUGAGUCCCGUUUACUUUUCUAGACCAUAUUCAAUCUGGUUGUGCAAUCUUUGCUUUCACUCACGUCUUCGAAAUUUGAGAAACGCCUUCUUUUUAUUCUUUUAAGUUCACAUGCUCCCAUUCACCAGGGGCGUAUUUCGGCGCCCUGAACCAUGAACUCAUUUCAGCGUUGUCGGAGUUGGUUCAGGGCAGAUUCAAAAUGGCGACAAAUAAACAGUUUUUGUCGCCCCUCAAAUGAGUGAUUAACAUAAUGAAAAAUUUGUUUUUACAUGCCGAGAAUUCAAAGCGAUACUUUCUUCUAGAACGUACAUAAAAAGAGAGAGCAGCACUGAUUAGAAACAUGCCGAAUAUUUAGUGAAAAUGAUGUUGAUUAAUUAACAUUGCCGUCUGCUUCCUUGCGCUUGCCUCUGUCAGAUGAGGUAACCGUUUCUGGUUCCUUGUUUUCGUGUGCCACUCAUUAACA
Acanthaster planci (crown-of-thorns starfish) is the source of this 1830-nucleotide messenger RNA. RefSeq names its product galactosylceramide sulfotransferase-like. Gene Ontology annotation, molecular function: galactosylceramide sulfotransferase activity. The record is from RefSeq and is a predicted model, not a curated record. Gene Ontology annotation, biological process: glycolipid biosynthetic process. Gene Ontology annotation, cellular component: membrane. Lineage: Eukaryota; Metazoa; Echinodermata; Asteroidea; Valvatida; Acanthasteridae.